GUGCUAACAGAGCCACAGCCAGGCUGCCCGCUUCCUAACGAGCUUCUACCGACUCGCCGCUCCGCUGCAGGUUCAUUUCUGUUCAAUCUGUUUAUCCAAAACAGCUCGCUUCCUUCCUGCUCCUCGCUCUGCUGUUGAAGCCGUGACCUCUCCAAUAUGGCCGCCCUGUUCGGCUGCGGGGAAGCGGAAGUAUGGAGGAGAGUUUACGAGAAGUACUGGGACGUGGUAGAGGCGACGGCCAAAGCCAAGAAGCCGAAACUACUGCAGCUUGACAAAUGCUUUAAGGCUAGCUGUCUGAUCAGGUACCAGGAGGAAUUGCCGGCGCUGAUUUUGAGUCGACCCGACAAACACAUCACUCUGUCAGAGCUGAAGAUGCUAAUGGAGUGGAAGCUAACGAGGGGGAAGUUCAGGCCGAGGCUGCAGCAGCUGGCGGCCUCCAACGGCGAGGACGCCGUCCAGAAACGCUCCAGAACGGCGCUGGGCCUCCUGCCCGACGUUCCGGCGGCCAUCGCUGAGCUCAGCGGCCUGAAAGGCGUCGGCCCCGCCACAGCCUCAGCGGUGUUGGCAGCAGCGGCUCCGGCUCUGACUGCGUUCAUGUCUGAUGAAGCAGCGGAGAGCGUUCCUGGGCUGCAGCCCGUCCAGUACACCGCCAAGCACUACGCCCUCUACCUGGACAAAAUGGCCGCCCAGGCUGCCAAACUAAACCGAGUGGAUCCGCAGCAGGACUGGACGCCUCACAGGCUGGAGUUGUGUUUGUGGGCGACGGCGACCAAGCUGCAGCUUCCUGUUCUGGAGGAUCUGAAGGGCGGCGACACGCAGACCUCAGACUGCGACCAGAGGCCAACCAAGAAACUUAAAACUGCUUAAAAACACGGCGACGUUUGUGAAGUUAGUCAGUAAAUUACAAUUUGGGUUAUUUAGCCUGAUACAAGAGGAUUCAUUUUACAAAAUCCAUAUUUUCACAAUGUUAUUCACUUAUAAAAGUCACAGUUUCUAACUAAAUACUCCAUUUACACUCUAAAUAUUUAGGUGACAAACUAAAUAUUUAUUGUGGAGCCAAAUCUUUCUUACUAAAUAUUUUGCUCCAAACAAAAUAUUUGAUCAAACUGAAGUUAGUUAGCUAAAUAUUUAUCUUGCUGACUGUAUGUUUAGUUUGUAAACUAGUUAGUUAGCUAAAUAAAUGUUUCUUUAAAUAUUCACCUUGCUCAAGUUAGCUAAGUAUUUAGCUUGCUCACUAUUUAGUUAAAUAGUUAGCUAGCUACGUAUUUAUACAGUUUAGUUUGCGAAGAAAAUAUUUAGUUUGAAGCGAAAUAUUUAGCUUGCUAGCUAAAUGUUUUAUUUGCAGCUAAGUAUUUAGUUUGAAACUGACAUUUAUAAAUGAAUUAAUUACAUGGUGGAAAAUAAACUCUGAUUUUUUCUUUUUUUAAAAGCUAAAUAACCCAAAUUAUUUAAUUUCUGACUAACUUUACAAACCACACUUACAAAUCUCCAAACUGUAAAGGAUGUCUAAAGGUUUUUAAUUUUGUAUCUUUUAUAUUUGCAGAAAGAAUAAAGUUUUCUUUAUGGAAGAAAGUA
This is a messenger RNA of Xiphophorus couchianus (Monterrey platyfish), 1575 nucleotides long. RefSeq lists its product as uncharacterized. Gene Ontology annotation, molecular function: catalytic activity; DNA binding. The record is from RefSeq and is a predicted model, not a curated record. Gene Ontology annotation, biological process: DNA repair. Bases 157 to 867 code for a protein of 236 amino acids. NCBI's taxonomy places the organism in Eukaryota, Metazoa, Chordata, Actinopteri, Cyprinodontiformes, Poeciliidae. The transcript is spliced from 6 exons.